AUGUCAGACCACAGCAACGGCGCCCACAAAGGCGACGGCUUCGUCGAGACCCCGGGCGAGACCAUCGACCGCUUCCGCUCCGCCGCGAGCGUCUCCAUGACGCCGGAGCUCUUCGAGAAGCUCUACCUCUCGCCGCAGAGCGCCGUCAAGGGCGACCUGCGCAGGACCUUUGCCAACCCGACGCCAAUUGCGGUCGCUGGGUUUAUCCUCUGCUUGUCGCCGCUGGCGUGCGACCUCAUGGGCUGGCGCGGCGCGGGCGGCAACGGCGCCGCGAGCAUUCCGGUCUAUUACUUUCAAGGCGGUAUCCUCAUGACGCUUGGCGCGCUGCUUGAGUGGAUUCUCGGCAACACCUUCUCCGCCGUCGUCUUCGGCACCUUUGGCACCUUCUGGCUCUCCUUCGCCGGCACGCUCUCGCCCUCCUUCGCCGCCUUCUCCUCCUACGCGCCCCCCGAUGCGCCCGCCGCGGCCGGCCUCGAAACUACCGGCUUCAACGCCAGCUACGGCACAAGCUGGUCGUCGUGCGGCGCGGGCGCGGCGAGCUUCGUGUGCUCGUCGCUCGGGUGGUACCUCUUCUUCGCGCUGCUCUUCGCGGCCGUCGACUUUCCGGUCCAGCUGCCAGUCGGGGACCUGACCACGCUGGUCAAGGGGCACAGCGAGAAGAACAAGAUGGCCCCGUCACUUCUAAUAGACGGCAUCGCUGAGCUGGCCAACCUCGAUGUCGUCGCCGCUCUCGACCCCACCCUCCACCCCGAAGUCUACACGAACGACAUCUCCCGCACCUCGGGCGUGCGGAAAGCUGGCGGCGGCACGAUGGGACGGUGGCGACUGGUUCGAGGGCCUUCCAAGAGGGCUGGGGAACGCGCGUCUUGCGAGGCGGGACGCGCUGGGUGUCAGCUACAGGCCGCGGACGGGACCGCGGCCGUUAGACGGGCAGGGGGACACGCCGGGGCUUCCGUCGCAGGAGGAGAGGGUAGCUUAGAUUAA
Molecule: messenger RNA, 984 nt
Organism: Cordyceps fumosorosea ARSEF 2679
Lineage: Eukaryota; Fungi; Ascomycota; Sordariomycetes; Hypocreales; Cordycipitaceae
Product: plasma membrane ammonium transporter (Ato3)
Exons: 6
Coding region: 1-984 (327 amino acids)
Cellular component (GO): plasma membrane
Molecular function (GO): acetate transmembrane transporter activity
Source: RefSeq, a predicted model, not a curated record